GGGAUUGGUUGUAGCGUUAGACCUUCCUGGUGGCGCGUGCGUAGUGAGAAGCCAGUGUUGUUGAGGAGAGCUGGCGGAGUGAUGGCGCAGAAUGGGCCGGUUGGGCCUGACAGUACCGGGGAUGGGAAGGAGCAUCAUCCUUCUCGGCGGGAGAGCAGCGCCUCCGAUGGUCCUUUUGCUUCGGCUGGGGCUCCCCGGGAGAGGCUUAGUUCGAGUUCUCGGCCUAGGCAGCGCCUGGAAUCCAUGGGGAGGAACAGACCGCCCUUUCCUUGGUUUGGCUUGGAUAUUGGUGGGACACUGGUGAAACUUGUCUAUUUUGAACCCAGAGAUAUCACUGCUGAAGAGGAACAAGAGGAAGUGGAAAACCUAAAGAGCAUCCGGAAAUAUUUGACUUCCAAUGUGGCCUAUGGGCAAACUGGCAUCCGGGACGUCCACUUGGAGCUGAAGGACCUCACAAUGCGCGGCCGGAAGGGCAACUUACAUUUUAUUCGCUUCCCAACCCACGACUUGCCCGUCUUUCUCCAGAUGGCUCAGCAAAAACACUUCUCAAGUCUUCACACGUCACUGUGUGCCACAGGGGGUGGAGCUUACAAAUUUGAAGGCGAUUUCAUGACUGUCAGUGGCCUUGAACUUUGGAAAUUGGACGAAAUCGAUUGCCUAAUUAAAGGGGUUCUGUUUAUAGACUCGGUCGGGUUCAACGGGCAGUCGCAGUGCUUUUCCCUGGAAAAUCCCAAAGAUCCUGAAAGGUGCCAGAAAAUUCCAUACAAUCUAGAGAAUCCAUAUCCCCUUCUUCUAGUAAAUAUUGGCUCCGGUGUGAGUAUCCUGGCUGUGUAUUCCAAGGAUAACUACAAGCGGGUCACUGGCACAAGUCUUGGAGGGGGCACAUUUUUCGGUCUCUGUUGUCUACUAACCGGCUGUUCAACGUUUGAAGAAGCUUUGGAAAUGGCAUCAUUAGGAGACAGUACAAAUGUGGAUAAACUUGUACGGGACAUUUACGGUGGAGAUUAUGAGCGGUUUGGUUUGCCAGGAUAUGCAGUAGCUUCAAGUUUUGGAAAUAUGAUGAGCAAAGAAAAAAGGGAUUCAGUUUCCAAAGAAGACUUGGCCAGAGCAACUCUGGUCACAAUAACAAAUAAUAUUGGCUCCAUAGCGAGGAUGUGUGCGGUCAAUGAGAACAUUAACAGAGUGGUAUUUGUGGGCAACUUCCUUCGAAUAAAUACCAUUUCCACUAAACUUUUGGCUUACGCCUUGGAGUACUGGUCAAAAGGACAGCUGAAGGCUUUCUUUCUUGAACACGAGGGCUACUUUGGAGCUGUAGGGGCACUUCUUGAGCUGCUGACAACAAUAACAUGAAAGUCCGGGAGUGACUGCGGAUGGAACAAAAUCAGUUUACAAGCACUACGCUUCUUGGCACCGCAUGCUGGGCAGAGCAAGAGUUGUUUGUAACAUAUGGAAUGGAUCCUAUGUAAAUAUUGAGAUUUACAGUGCAGUUUUAGUUAUGCAACAUGUUAAUUUUAAAUAAUACACAUAAUUCAUAUAGGGUCACAAUUUUUAAUGCCUCCAGCAUUAAGCAAAGCUGGCCUUACAUCCAAAGAGCUGCUCAUUUGAUAGGCCAUCACAGUGGCCAAUGUGCUUCUGCCUUGGAUCUUCCAACUCCGCCUGUUUAUGGCCAUCGUAACAUAUUGGCGGCUUUGUGAUUUCAUGUUUUUUUCUUUACUGUUACAGAAUCCAGUAAUAUUAGGGUAUUCGUUAUCUGCUCACUCCUUUGAGCAAGAUGUCAUUUGUCUUUUCUCACAGUUUAAUAAAGGAGAACUAUCGUAAAAAUGAAAACGUAAUAUAAGCUUCCUCAUGCUGAAGUAAGAAACUUUUCUAAAUACAAUCAAUUAAAAAAUCUGAAA
Molecule: messenger RNA, 1895 nt
Organism: Xenopus laevis (African clawed frog)
Lineage: Eukaryota; Metazoa; Chordata; Amphibia; Anura; Pipidae
Gene: pank2.L
Product: pantothenate kinase 2, mitochondrial
Exons: 7
Coding region: 82-1350 (422 amino acids)
Source: RefSeq, a predicted model, not a curated record